Messenger RNA from Zophobas morio, 1108 nucleotides. RefSeq lists its product as uncharacterized. NCBI's taxonomy places the organism in Eukaryota, Metazoa, Arthropoda, Insecta, Coleoptera, Tenebrionidae. The transcript is spliced from 8 exons. Gene Ontology annotation, molecular function: fatty acid 2-hydroxylase activity; iron ion binding. The record is from RefSeq and is a predicted model, not a curated record. Gene Ontology annotation, cellular component: membrane; endoplasmic reticulum. Gene Ontology annotation, biological process: lipid biosynthetic process; fatty acid metabolic process. The coding region runs from base 50 to 1108 and encodes 352 amino acids.
UAUUUCUAAUUAGUAAAGACAAUUAUAGUUAUAAAAAGCGCUAACAAUUAUGAUUAGUGAUAAAGAAGUUGUUAACCAUUGCACAGCUGACGAUUUAUGGGUCAUUAUCAACGGAAAGGCCUACGAUGUUACUGAAUUUUCCCAGGAUCACCCUGGCGGACCCGAUCUGCUUCUUAUGCAUGCAGGUAAAGAUAUUACCGAAGUUAUGAAAGAUGGAGGUCAUAAGCAUUCUGAAGCCGCUUACAACUUAUUAAACAAAUAUUAUAUAGGUUAUGUUAACAGAAAUGCUGAGAAAGAAUGCGAGUGUAAUUCAGAUUUGGUUUCAAAAAGAAGUUUUAGUGAGUUUUUAGAUUUGAGUAAACCACUUUGGCAGCAAAUGUGGAACUGCACUUUUCGCAAAGAGUACUACUUGAAACAAGUUCAUAUCGCUAGGCAUACUAAAGAUGGUUCGCCUGCUACAAUAUUUGGCAAUAUUUUGGAACCGCUAACAAAAACUCCGUGGUAUAUAAUACCUACAAUUUGGUUACCAGUUGUGAGUUUCACGCUGUACGCCUGCACUUACAAAUACAGUAUAGUCAAUUCGUUCAUCUUAUUUUUCUUUGGCGUAUUUCACUGGACUAUUCUAGAGUACUUUAUUCACCGUUUCUUAUUUCACAUUGAAGCUUUGUUGCCUGAUAAUUCCGUGUCUCUAUCUUUGCACUUUCUGAUUCAUGGAAUUCACCAUUUCUUGCCGAUGGACAAAAAGCGUUUGGUGAUGCCCCCUGUAUUGUUUAUCUCUCUUGCGCUUCCAAUAUGGCUAUUCUAUAGAACAUUUUUAAACUUUGAACUUUGUUGUGGCGUGGGAAGUGGCACCAUUUUUGCUUACGUUAUUUACGAUAUGAUGCAUUUUUACUUGCACCACGGAGCACCUUUUAAUAAGUUUUUGCGAGAGAGGAAGACUUAUCAUUUAAAUCACCACUAUAAAAAUUAUAAUAAAGGAUUCGGAAUUACUAAUCCUUUCUGGGAUUAUGUGUUUGUUCCUGGUGCUCGAUCGAGUUAUAAACUUCGAACACUCGAGCUUUCAACCUGGAGUGACCGCAGAUAUAUUACGGAUAGCAUUCAGGGGUAG